GAUGAGCAGGCAAAGUGUACCACCCCCAGGCAUCAAUUCCUGCGAGAGGAUCAGGCCGGAGCGACCCAGAAAUACGAUACAGAGGCUGGUAUGGGGUCCCGGAACGCAGUUCCAGGUCGGUCAUAUGGGCAUCCCAGAGGAUGAGGGCUCGAAUCCGCGGAUGGCGUUAAGAAGACUGCUAAGAUUGUAUGAGGGCAGACAGUAUAGGGAAGCAGCCGGGUUCCUAAUGAAGCUGCCGCAUUACACCUUAAAGACUGCAUUGCCGGAUAUUCCGGUGGACCUGUUGAUCGAAACUCUACCGCACAGCCUCACCUUGCUGGAGGCGCUCUAUUCCCGAUUGGUGGAACUAAACGUCAGCGACACGAAGAUCCUGCGGAUCGAGCAGGUCCUCUGGAGGAUAGUGCACCUGAUAUCGACCAGUCAAGAUCACUUCCGACCGCGAAUCUGGUGUAAACUUCUCGUGUCAUUGAACAGAUUAUCGCCCAACACGAAGAACGCGCUGUUAUCGAGGAAACGUGCCCUAGAGAGAGCUGUAGAAGGACUCGGCAAGCACGGACUGGUGCCUUCCUCGCAGACAAAUAUCUCCGAGAAUUCCGUUACACCGAAUUUAGUACCAUUGCCGAUGGCACUGAAAGAGGAACUCGAGACACGAAUGGAAGCGUACAAAUUGGCGUUGCACAAGAUCGAGAAUUUCGGCAAACACGCUGGGACCAAUAAAGCGGAUCAAGGUGUACAGGCGGCUUCGCAUCAGCGGCAGCUUUCCCUGAAGUACAGCGAGAUCCAGCAGCGGCUGAUCGAUAAUCAAAGCCUGUUGAACACCUUGGAGAAAGCGGGCGGGCCGUGUAGCCUGGAGAAUCUACUAGCGGAGCUGAAGCACCGGGUCGAGCAAGAUAAGGAGGCGCUCCGGCAAUGGACGGCCUUGAGGAAAUCGACGUCCGGAUCGACGAAUGCGAAGAAUCCGGCUCUCGCCGCCAGACUGUUGCAGUUUUCGCGGGGCUGCGCGCUCGCCCUACAGCUCAUGAGCGAAGAUAAUCCGCAGGUUUUCCAUUUGGACGAAAAUCUCGGCGAUGACUACGAGGAGGAGUCCAGCAGCGCUGGCUACCACACGGACGAGAGUUGUAGCCCGACUCCGGAGCCGGUUGUAACGGGUAGUAACUGCGAGGUACUCAGCGUGGAGGAAAAUUGCUCGGAUUUAACCUCGACGAGUAUCACAGUGGAACAGCUCGCCGAGAGGUACGGCGCACUCUACGCCCAGGCCAACUUGCAUACCCUGGAUGCCCUGGACGCCCUGGAGUCCCUCAAGGACGCUCCUGAUUUAAAAGCGAAGAUUCUCUACUCGGUGGUGGUGCUCUCGUGGCGUCUAGCCGGCAUGGUCCAGACGUCGAGGCGCCUGGAAGCCUUGAAAAUCCUGAACGGCGCGACCGCGGCCCAGACGGCGGCGGCGACUCCAGAGCUCGAUGAAUGCAUAAAGCGACAGCUGGCCACUUCCGGGGCGCAAACCGGUUCCCGCGAGGUCGCCGAGCAGGUGGUCAACCAGUUGGAGAGGACACUGUACGACUUUCCGUGUCUGCGUGGCUGCGCCGAGGUCAAGAAUUACGCCACCGCGUGCUCCACUUUGGCCUGGGCGUGCCUGGCACGUUCCACGCCGUUGGUGCUCGAUGCGGCGCAAAGUCUGGAGUUUCGCCGAGAGAUACACGUGAGGCAUCACGCCUCGCCGAAUCCGCACGGGACCAGGAUCAGGUCGGUCCUGUGGCCGGGACUUCGGGAAGGUUGUCAAGGUCCCUGCCUUCACAGAGCCGUUGUCCUAACUUGUUAAAGUACUGCGACUUUCCUAUAAAAAAAAAAAAGAAAAAAAAUUCAUGCAGAAUUGUCUUUCAAAAACAUAUUCAUGAUACGAAAACAUUUUUCACAUACAUAAAAUUUUUUAAGUGCAAGUAGUCUCCACACUGUAGAAAUCAGCCCCAGGUAAAUGAAACUGUACAAUAAUUUUCUAAUGAUUUAAUUAAAUAUAAAUUAAUAAUAAAAUAAUAUACUCAUAUAUUUAAUAAUCGCAGAACAAUUUAUCUCCGUUUCAAAUAUCUAUUUUAAUAUAUUUUGAAGAAAAGUGUCAAUAAAACUUAUGCAGAUUUACAUAACACAUUUACAUAACACAUAAUUAUAGCAUGACACAAAUAAUUCAAAUUUGUGCAAUUAUCAAUUUACAAUUUACAGACGUAUAACCGUCUCUCUGUAGUGUUUUCAGAAGUGCAAUUUGACAACGAAAAGAGAGAGAUGUACGUAGGUCGAACUCGCUAAUUGAAUGUACGGUGAAAGGCAGAGACAAUAACGCGUGGGAUGCUGCACCGCAGCAUGCUCCAAUUUCAUUCGCGCUUAUGAUAUGCAUUCUACACCGUUGACACUUGACGCCGCAACCGGACCUUAAAUUUCAGAAACGUAUCUCGGGCGUGCUGCUCGCGGUUCCGCUAACCGCGGAAUCAAGAAUUCAGAGUAGUAUGAUAUGGUAUGUUGCGGUGCAUCAGUCCACCAUUUUUAUUUACACAAGUCUUAUCUAUAUCACAUUGUCGUAAAGAAGAAAAAUGAAGAUUGACAUUGAACGUAUCAAUCGAUACGUUUGAUCCAAAAAAAGAUGAAGAAUAAAAAACAAUUACGUAAUAUACCAUAUCAUA
Molecule: messenger RNA, 2666 nt
Organism: Temnothorax curvispinosus
Lineage: Eukaryota; Metazoa; Arthropoda; Insecta; Hymenoptera; Formicidae
Exons: 5
Coding region: 2-1816 (604 amino acids)
Biological process (GO): mitophagy by internal vacuole formation; mitochondrial protein catabolic process
Cellular component (GO): mitochondrial outer membrane
Source: RefSeq, a predicted model, not a curated record